Messenger RNA from Penicillium canescens, 507 nucleotides. RefSeq lists its product as uncharacterized. The coding region runs from base 1 to 507 and encodes 168 amino acids. The record is from RefSeq and is a predicted model, not a curated record. NCBI's taxonomy places the organism in Eukaryota, Fungi, Ascomycota, Eurotiomycetes, Eurotiales, Aspergillaceae. The transcript is spliced from 2 exons.
AUGCCCGGUAAUGUUUGUCUGUGUGCUAAGCAUCGAUCCCCCGGUUUCGGAUCGUGCGACUUGGAGCCUGCCGUUGUUGCUGGUCAGCACCACCCUCAAGCUGUCGAUUCUAGAAACCCUACCCAGACUGGAGAUCUUCCAAUCACUGCAACAAUCGAUCUCGCAGUCCUCGACGAUCGCGCCUUUCCAGGUGGCACAGAGGCCAAUCCCAUAGCGAUUAGAGAUGAUCCUGCUCCUUUGGACUCGGCAUCUAACCAUAUCGUGAUUCACGUUGACGAGGAUUGUGGCUAUGAUGAGACGGAGCAGCCUGGUUCUGUUGCCGACACUGAGAUCAUGCCUACACCAGAGUUCUGGGAGAAUUUAAUCGAUGGAAGCUUUCUUGUGCCAGCAGACGAGGGUGCAACCGUUGACCUGACGUCUAUCCUUGCGCUGACCAGAUUGCAGCCCGCGAGGAUCCAGAAGAGUCUCAAACCCUCAGGCAAUCACCCACAAACCGCCUUCACUUAG